AUGCCUCCACACUGUUGCGUGCCAAUGUGUAAACAACGUGGACUCGCAGACAGCGAUGGCAACAAGGUAUCUUUUCAUCGUUUCCCUAAAGACGGCACACAGUUCAAGAAGUGGAUCAUCGCCAUAAAGAGAGACGAAGGCCCUGAUUUUCGUGUGACCAAGUACACAAAGGUGUGCUAA
Messenger RNA from Ornithodoros turicata, 180 nucleotides. RefSeq lists its product as uncharacterized. Lineage: Eukaryota; Metazoa; Arthropoda; Arachnida; Ixodida; Argasidae. The record is from RefSeq and is a predicted model, not a curated record. The coding region runs from base 1 to 180 and encodes 59 amino acids. The transcript is spliced from 2 exons.